AUGCUCUCCCUUCUAACUUACUACUAUUAUAACUAUGAAUGUUUAAAGUACCGGCCCACAUCCCCGGCGGAAAGGACUACCCCCACCAGUGAUCGGGUUGGCGACGUGCCUCAGCAAAGUAAUAAUCAGCCGCAGAUCAGCAGGCUAGAUCAGAACCCAUUUAUCAGGAUGCAGGCCGAUGGCAACCUCGGCUCGCAGUCCUCCAACUCCAUGAAUCACUUAAAGGGUGGUGCCGGCUUCUCUGCUGGCCUCAGUUCCUCCACAGGCGUCGACUAG
Dibothriocephalus latus is the source of this 276-nucleotide messenger RNA. The record is from the annotation of a GenBank genome assembly. Lineage: Eukaryota; Metazoa; Platyhelminthes; Cestoda; Diphyllobothriidea; Diphyllobothriidae.